GAUUUAAAAUGUCAGGCAAAGGAAAAAAGGAUAAGGGCCCAACUGCUAUGGGCCCAGGCUCUACUAUUGCAGGAGUCAACGACGUACUGAAGAAAUUGAUUAAAAUCAAUCUGUCGAAGCAAGGGCCAAGGGUUACCCUUAACUUUGGUUCUGUGGGAUUCAAACUCCUACCUCUUGAGAUUUUCAAAAAUGAAGAGAUCAUGACCCUUACUGUUGAAUUUUUAGCACAGUUCAACAGGCUGAAGAAGCUACCAUCUGAAGUUGAAGUGCUGAAGAACCUGAGUCGCCUGGAUUUUCGCAGUAACCGAUUAACAUCUAUCCCUGCUACUUUAUUUAACUGCUUGUUUUUGGAAUAUGUUGACGUAUCAGAUAAUAUUAUUAAAAGUGUACCCAAGACUAUAAAGAAUUGCUUAUAUUUACACACUCUUACAGUAGAGAAUAACAAACUGAAAGGACUCCCAGCCACAAUUAACCAGUGUAAAGAUCUCAAACAAAUCAACUGUCGUUUAAAUCAGAUAACAAAAAUCCCCAAAACCCUGUAUGAAGUGCGUGCUAAGGUUGACCUUUCCUGGAACCGAAUGAAGGCGCUCACCAGUGCUAAAAUAAAAAAUUCUGGCCUAAGUUGGUUAAAUGCCUCACACAACAGAAUUGUUACUCUGCCGGUCAACUUGGACAGGGUGUAUACAUUAACAUACCUGGACUUGUCUUAUAAUGAAUUAGUUAGAUUGCCUCAAGAAAUGACUUUAAUGAAAUUCCUACGAGAUUUGAAUGUCAGUCAUAACCAGCUGACAAGUCUUUUUGAAGAAAUGAAUAAAUUUGUGUACUCUUUGGCCACUUUGAUAGCUAACGACAACGCCAUAACAGAAUUGCCCAACGAUCUUGGUCGGCUGAGAGUCUUACAAGAACUUGAUGUUGCCAACAAUCAGAUUGAGGAGCUCCCAGAAGAGAUCACUGACUUAAGGGACAUGCGUAUCAUUGAUUUGUCUGGGAACAAGCUACAGAACAUAGAAGUCCUGGUGAACAUCCCAACACUUGAGGAACUUAAGGUAGCCCGGAACAAGAUACAGAAGCUGCCAGAGAACAUCAGCAAACUCAAGAACCUCAUCAUCUUUGAUUUCUCCAAUAAUCGGGUGAAUACCAUCCCAGAGUCUUUGAACACUAUCGUUUCACUGAAAGAAGUUGUAGCAUCGGAAAACAUAAUUACAGAAAUUCCUGAUACAUUUGGAAAAUAUCAGCUGCUUCGUAGACUUGAAUUAGAGAAUAACAAAAUCAAACAGCUCCCUGAGGAUAUGCGACGUGUGAGGACUCUGGAAAUCCUGAACCUGGCAGGCAAUGGCUUCAUGUCCCUCCCUGAAAACUUAGAGAUCAUGGAGUUUCUUCGGGAUUUAAAUUUGUCAAGCAAUAAUUUAACUGAAGUUGUUUUUAACAAGACUUUGGAGGUGAUAAACAUAGCGAAUAACCCCUUGACCCCCUACAGCGAGACCCCAAAAUGCGCCCUUGCUCGGAUAGGAGAAAGUCACCAUGUAACAAGGGUGACCUUCUUGGAUUUGAGAAACAUCAACUUGGAUGCAUUUCCCCAAGGGAUUUGUUCCCUCAGAUUAUUGGAAGUCCUGAAGAUCUCCCAAAAUAAAAUCAAAGAAUUGCCUCAAGAGAUUGGCAAUCUAAAGAACAUGGAACAUUUUGAUGCCAGCCAUAAUGAAAUCAGUGAGAUUCCUAUCACCAUAGACACGAUGCACAAACUGAAGUACCUGGAUUUUUCUCACAAUGAAAUUGUUAAAGUCCCCAUGAAUGUGGCCAAGCUGAGCAAAAUCAACUACCUGGAUUUGUCCCACAAUGUCCUAAUGGAACUGCCAGAGUCCUUCAACCGUCUGGAUCACCUGAUCAAUCUGGACCUCAGCCACAACCAACUGAACACUUUCCCCGAGGCUAAAGUGGACGCUUUAGGCUCUGUCUUAAACCUGGACUUAUCCGUCAAUAAGUUUGAGAACUUUCCGGAGGAUCUGGCCUACCUCUGCCGGCUGAGAAAACUAAACUUCUCAGAAAAUGACCUGGCCGAACUGCCAGUUAUCGUAAACAAGAUGAAGAACCUUGAGGAGCUUGAUCUCCAUGACAACCUGAUAGAAGAGCUGCCAGACAACAUCUGUAAGAUGAAGAAACUCCUCAAGUUGGACAUCAGCGACAACAAAAUAAAAGCAUUCCCAGAGAAGUUAAAUAUUUUGCAAAAAACUUGUGAGCAGUGUGACAUCUUCACGGCUGAAGCAAUAGCUGAGUUCCCCACAACAUUUGCAUGCGAGAUCAUCAAGGACUCCCAGCUGCACUUUCAGUAG
Messenger RNA from Physella acuta, 2327 nucleotides. Its product is annotated as leucine-rich repeat protein lrrA-like. NCBI's taxonomy places the organism in Eukaryota, Metazoa, Mollusca, Gastropoda, Physidae. The record is from RefSeq and is a predicted model, not a curated record. Gene Ontology annotation, molecular function: protein binding.